AUGACGCGCUCCUCAGCAGCGCUGAUCGUCGCCCUUGCGGCUUGCUGGAACGCACAGGGCUCUGCAGGACUACGUGACGACCCUGCAAUUCUGCGACGGGCCUGUCCGGACUAUCUCACAUACUCCACAGCACCACACCCCCCAUACAGCGGAGGUCCUUUGAACCUACCCUUCCAACGACCAGCACAAGAAUGUCGCACCUUCAGCUCCCCAGCAGUAGAACAGGUCAUUGAAGAUAUCACAUCGCGUAUAGAGGACAAAGAUCUUGCCCAAUUAUUCAAGAACGCCUUCCCCAACACCCUAGACACAACCAUCAGAUGGCACACAGACGGCACCUCCGCGCAACCCUCACGAAGGGCCAAAAGAGCCGGUUCGCAAUGGAACGGCCCCCAGACCUUCGUGGUAACAGGCGACAUCAACGCAGAAUGGUUGCGCGACUCCACAAACCAAUUGUCCGGCUACCAGGCUCUAGCCAUGAAAGAUAAGAACCUGCACAACCUCAUCCUAGGAGCCAUCAACACGCAGGCUGAAUUCGUCAUCCAAUCCCCAUACUGCAACGCCUUCCAGCCGCCUCCACCCAGCGGUAUCCAAGCCACGGACAACGGCCAAGACGACAAGGUCCACCCGGCAUACGAACCGUCCGUCGUAUUCGAAUGCAAGUACGAGCUCGACUCCCUAGCCAACUUCCUCGCCCUGGGGACCGAAUUCUACGAAAACACAGGUUCAACCGAGUUUCUCACAGACAGGUGGUAUCUCGCCCUGGACACCCUCCUGAAAGUCCUAGACGCGCAAUCACAGCCAACCUUCAACAAUGACCAAUUCGUCACAAACCAGUACACAUUCCAGCGCACCACCACCCUAGGCACAGAAACCCUCAACCUAGCCGGCGUCGGCAACCCCCUGAACCACGGAACUGGGCUCAUCCGCAGCGCAUUCCGGCCUAGCGACGACGCAACCAUCCUCGGCUUCUUCAUCCCGCCUAACGCCAUGAUGGCUGUCCAGCUGAAGAAGACGGCAGAGGUGCUCCGCAAAGCAGGCGGCAAAGCCGACCUGGCGCAACAGCUCCAAGAUCGAGGUGAGAAUCUUGACAAGGCUGUCCGCGAACACGGCAUUGUCAAUCACCCCACGUUUGGUGACGUCUUUGCGUUCGAAGUCGACGGUUACGGAUCCCGGAUUCUUAUGGAUGACGCUAAUGUUCCUUCUCUCCUUUCGCUCCCCGUCUUGGGCUACGUCGACAAGGAUGACAAGGUCUAUCAGAAUACCAGGAAGAUGGUCCUCAGUCAGGACGGUAACCCGUAUUAUCUGACUGGAUCUGCUUUCCAUGGUAUUGGUGGUCCUCAUAUCGGCCUUCAAAACGCCUGGCCUAUGUCCCUUCUCAUCCAGGCCCAAACCUCCGACUCGGAUGCCGAGAUUAUCGAGUGUAUCAAUCUUGUCCGGAACUCGAGUCUCCUGGGUCUCGUGCACGAGUCUAUCAAUGUUAAUAAUAUUGAAAAGUAUACCAGGCCGUGGUUUGCAUGGGCGAACUCGGUCUUUGCUCAGACUAUUUUGAAGGUUGCAAAGGAAAGGCCGCAUUUGAUCUUUGGGGAGGGGGCGAAGCCGUAUGUCAUUGAGUGA
This is a messenger RNA of Aspergillus oryzae RIB40, 1614 nucleotides long. Its product is annotated as glycoside hydrolase family 125 protein. Gene Ontology annotation, biological process: carbohydrate metabolic process. The transcript has 3 exons. The record is from RefSeq and is a predicted model, not a curated record. Lineage: Eukaryota; Fungi; Ascomycota; Eurotiomycetes; Eurotiales; Aspergillaceae. Bases 1 to 1614 code for a protein of 537 amino acids.